Molecule: messenger RNA, 10536 nt
Organism: Lytechinus pictus (painted urchin)
Lineage: Eukaryota; Metazoa; Echinodermata; Echinoidea; Temnopleuroida; Toxopneustidae
Product: MLX-interacting protein-like
Exons: 17
Coding region: 129-4358 (1409 amino acids)
Biological process (GO): regulation of transcription by RNA polymerase II
Cellular component (GO): nucleus
Molecular function (GO): RNA polymerase II cis-regulatory region sequence-specific DNA binding; DNA-binding transcription factor activity, RNA polymerase II-specific; protein dimerization activity
Source: RefSeq, a predicted model, not a curated record
UAGUUCGCAAAUGACGUCACGGGCAGCGCUUCUGCAGAAAAACAUGGCGGUAGGAUUUCUGCGUUACCUUUGUGGAUCCAUAAAUAAAGGAGUUUUUAUCAAGCAAAGAAGGAAAAUUUUAUUUUGAAAUGGCUAGAGACGAUUUCCCAAUGCUUCAAAGUGCUGUUGGAAUGGCUAAGUUUGAUGAAACAAGAUGGAGAGAUCCUGCAACUUCGAGGGAUUCUCACGGAACAGCUGGCAUGUCUCAGGUCGAUGCCUCGCCCAAGAGCCCGUCGAGCGAGACCAUACACUCGGGUCAUUUUAUGGUCAGCAACCCGCACAAAGUGAAAAAGAGCAGCGGCUUCAACUUUGAUGAUGCGGCCAAGAAAACAACGGAGAGUUACUCGUUUUCGAAGGAUGAUAAAAAGCAUUUGGAAAUAGAUUCAUCUUUUGCCAAGCUAUUUGAGUGCAUGAGCUUGGCUUAUCAUGAAUGUGUCAUAGUUUCACCAAAAUGGAAGACAUUCAAAGGAUUGAAAUUGAGUUGGAAGGACAAGAUUCGACUGAACAAUGCAAUCUGGAGAGAAUGGCAUAAUCAGUUUAUCUUGGGUAGGCAACCCCAAAUAUGCCAAUUUUCUUCUCCGUUGAUUGACAGCUACAACACCCCACAGGCUGUAAUUCUUGAAGGCAAGUAUUGGAAGCGAACUCUGUGUGCAGUUGUCAAGGAGUACCAGAAAUGGAGGGUAUUCUACAAGAAGAAGUCCAUCCAAUCAGGACAGCAGGAAGGAAUUCUGGAAGACUUACUCUACCAGCAGCAUUUCCAGGCGCUAAGCAAGAACUUCCUGGACACCAGCUCGGAAGAAGGGACACCAAUGGUCCUGGAUGAAGAGACACUCUUCUCUGAAUUCUCAGACACACUCUUCACCAGCCUUAAUCCAAACUUCCCCUUCCCAAAUCCCAAGGAGAUAGCUCAUGCUGGUAUAAAUGCAGACAUCAUUCAGCCUGGUUUAGUUCAGCUACAGCCAUCCUUGGAUGAUGUAAUGGAUACAUUUGACUCGGCACAAGAUGUAAUGAAGUCCAGCUAUCCUUCUGCUGCUCAAUCAAAUACAUAUAUAUUCACAGGUCAACAAACUCAGACACAGCUCCUUCAACAGAAUGCGCUAUGUAUUGACAGCAGCAUAUCAUCUUUCCAGACAACUCCAACAAUGUCAGGAGAGGAGUCUGUUAGUAUGCUGCCUAUGGAUGAUGUUCCACUUAUUGCAGGAACCAGUGGAUUCAAUCAGCCACAGCGGCAACAGCAGCAGCAACAGAUGUUACAGCAUAUCCAACCACCCCAGCCACAGCAACAGAUGCUCCAGUCGCUUCAGCAGACUGUGGAAACACAGAACACAAUGUCUUCUUUUAAUCUGGCUGGGAUGCAGCAGGAUAACCAAGACCAGAUCAUGAAUAUCUUGCCCAAACCCCAAGUAGGAGAUCUAAACCUUAGCAAUGGCAAUCUGAUCUUGAACUCACUAAAUGGGAAUACUACCCAGGGUGGUGUUGCUACUCUGGGCCAGCAGAAUAUGUUUGGUACACAGCUUCAGCAGAACACUACCCUUGAGUUGGGUGGUUUGGGUGGUGGACUUCAGAUGACCAAUUUACAGAAUAAUGUCCUGCAGCAACUUUUGCAGCAGCAGCAGCAGAAUCAACAGCAACAUCAACAGCAGCAGCCUCAGCAACAACAGCAGCAACAACAACAACAGCAGCCACAACAACCACAAACAGAAGUGAUCAACCAGUACUUACCUCUGCAGGUACAGAUCAACCAAAUCAGUCCUCAGUUUGCAAUGCAACAGCAGACAAAAGAUUCAUCUGCUCCACCUAGUAAUCAAGCUGCUGCAGCGAGUAGCAAGCUACAGACGGUUACUCCUAUAACCUUACAGACUUUGAAUGCUCUGAAUCAACAGCAGCAGCAAAAACCCCAGUCACGAACAGCAACAAUGCAGAGAAGUCACAGUCUACCCACCAACAGCUUGCAAACUCCUAACCUCACACAGGGUUCUUCUAUGAUGGAUACCAGUGUGGGUCAGUUAUUUCAAGGCAGUCAGAAUAAUAGUAUACUCCAAGGAGUCAGUAAUGCGCAGACGUUGCAGUUACCGCAGUCACAACAGCAAUUGCAGGCCCAAACAUCAGAUGUGUUUGGCAGUGCAAAUACUGAAACACAGGCCAAAGCGAGACAGCUUCUGAACACGCUGACAUCUACGUUGGCCCAGGUUCAGAAGCAGCAGCAGCAGCAACAGGCACAAGGUCUGAGUGGUUCUCUCAAUGUUACAGGUCUCACUGUCCAACAGACACAGGCUUUAAAGCUGUUGCAGGAGGUAGCCAAACAUGUCUCUGCUGGUGAGCUUUUACAAAAUAGCCAGCAGCAGCAACUGCAAAAGCAGCUGCAACAGCAGCAACUUGAACAGCAAAAGCAGCAAGAGGAGCAGCAAAAACAACAAUUAUUACAACAGCAGAAAGAACAGCAGGCCCAGCUCAGGCGACAAAGGCAGAAAAAUCUGAGGCAGCAAAAGCUGAUUCAACAGCAACAGCAAAAGCAAGCACAACUGCAGCAGCAACAGCAGCAGCAAAAACAGCAGCAGCAAAAACAGCAGCAGCAACAACAGCAGCAACACCAACUGCAACAGCAAAGAUUGCAACAGCCCCAACAACAACCAACCCUUCUGCAGGGUAGGAAUACAUCUAGAACUGACAGUCAACCUGUACUUACCCAAAUCCUUGGUCGCAAUUUCAUUACAACUGGACUCUCUCAAGUGGCUACCAUUUCUGGUGCAAAUAACAUUCAAAAUCAGCCAACCACCUUUGCACAAACCCAUUCUUUGGCACAGCAGCUGCAACAGAAACCCCAACAAGAUGGACAAAUCCAAACGCUACAAACAAUCCAGUUUUCAACUGGACAGCCUUCAAUCUCAUUGGCAACUCCCAUUACCAUCACAUCCCUACAACAAAAUACAGCCCCUUCACCGGAACAGAACAGUGCUAAUGCCAAACCCCAAACCACUUUCAAGCUUCAAACUAAUCCUGCAGCAGGAGUCAGUCUUAAGCAACCGAUCAAGCCUAAGCAAGUCAUCAAACCCAAAAUACCAGCCAAGAUUGCACCAGCACCUGUAGCUCCUGACCCUAUACCCGUUAUAGCCAAGAGUGAAAUUGGAAAGACCAGUACUUCAUCCAGUGGCACAGCACUUCUUACACAACUCCUUGCAGAAGGAGCAGGCAAAUAUGACACAUCACCAGCCAGCAUUUCAAUAAAGCCUGAAGGUGGUUCUUGUACCCCAGUGAGGACCGUUGUCUUUCACCAGGUUAAGACUGAAUCUAAACCAUCUACCAAGGCAGCCCCAUCCACACAGGCUAGUGCUCUUUCAUUGGCCUUGGCCUCUAAUUCUACUACAGCAGUGGGUAACAAGUCUAAAAUAAGCAAUACACCCAUCAGGAUGUUGUCGAGUGAGCCACCUAAAACACAGGCUGUGAGGCCUCCAACAGCAGGGUUCUUCACUUCUUCCCUGGCGUCUGUUUUUACAUCUCCUCAAUCAUCCAACAAUGCAACACCGGCUAGUUCAGUCAUCACUAUAGCAACCAGCGACAUUGCUCAGUCAAGCAAGUCUUUGCAAAGAAUAGAACCCGCAAAAGAGCCUCUGAUGUCACUAUCACCAUUCUCUUUGAACACCACACCCAUCUCCAUCAGUCCAGCACCAAGUCCAAUGUCUAUCAUUGAAGAUAUGGAUGAAAAAGGAAGUGGGAAACAAUCUCAUAUUUCAGCUGAACAAAAAAGGAGAUUCAAUAUCAGAUCUGGAUUUGAUCACUUGCAUUCACUUAUCCCGUCCCUGGCUCAGAAUCCUAGUGCUAAGAUUAGCAAAGCCAACAUGCUUGUCAAAGCUGUGGAAUACACCAAGAAACUCCAGUCUGAUCGAAGGCAGAUUAAAGAGGAGAUCAACAGUCUCAAACAAGAAAUCGCUGGUCUUCAUACUGACAUUGGUGAAAGUCAAUCACAGUUGCCAGCCAGUGGAGUCCCUGUUACCAGACAGCGUGUUGACAUGAUGCGUGAUGUGUUUGAUGAAUAUGUCAGAGAGAGGACCACACACAACUGGAAGUUUUGGAUUUACAGCAUUAUUAUCCGACCUCUGUUUGAGUCAUUUAACAGCACGGUUUCCACGUCUAGUCAGGAAGAGCUGACAAGAUCUGUUCGGUCGUGGCUUGAUCAACACUGCUCCCUCCUAACUCUUCGACCUACUGUAUUGUCCUCGUUGACCCUUCUCAGUCGGACCACGUCCAUCCUGUCAGACCCUACACAGAUCCCACAGCAGGCCAUUGAUGCAGUCACUCGUAAGGAAGAUGAAGUGGACUAGAACAAGUCACCAGAAACCACUUGUAUUGGAUUGCACAAUAUUUCUGCAUCGGUGUUGAUUAGUAAGGUGAUGAUGUUCGGUUUAUGGACACUGUCAACAAUGUAACUUGUCUGUGAGAAUUUAUUUAAAGCCUUAUAAGGAAAUAGUUAUUGAGCCCUGACAAUACUUCUGUUUUGAUUGUAAUCAUAUAAGUUGAGGUGCAAUGGCACAAAGCUGGUUUUGGAUACAUGUAUGUGGUCUAAAAAUCAUUGAUUAGUGCUUAUUGCAUGCCUUAUUGACAGUUUAUAGCACUUAUAUCAAGAAGAGUCCCAUAAUUAAUGCACAAUUUUGUCAUGGGAUGCUCCUUAUUCACUUGUUGUUGCUAUGGUGUCAGCAUUUGGAUACUGAAUGAUUUUGCUAUAAGAGAUAUUUUGCAUAGACUCCAGCCUUGUAUAUGCAGGCUCAUUCUCCUAACAGGUUAAUCAACCCACAAUUUAUUUGUCAAUGAUGGGCUUGUUGUUUAAAAACAGUGGGUUCAAUAUCUGAUGAAAUCAUAGCAACACACACAUGUAUUAUAAUGCCCUACGAAAAAAGGGUGUGUUUAUAAAAUUGGCGAUGUUCUCAGUGUAUACGCCAAAUUUAACAUUAGCAUGGUUUUAGAUUCAUAACCGUCUUUGUGCCUGUGAGACUUCAUUGGUUUUCUUGAACUGACAUAUGGCAGUUAAUGAUCAAUUCCAUGCUUCUCUCAUGUAGGAUUUUCAUUUUAAUAUUGGAACUGUCAAGGGUCUUCAUUACAAUUAUGCAAUGCAUCUGUGUUGUUUGUCUUUGGAUUGACUACAUACUUGAUAUACAGUUGGAAUAGUUUGUCAUAAGGUUAUUCAUGAGGGUUUUCUUUCAUUUAUACUUAUUAUAAUGAAAAAUUUGCAAUAACAUUUCAAAGCUUCUAAAAUCACUCAAUUUCAUUGGCUGAAAGUAAAUCAGUUAUAUAAAUUGUAUUUUUUUUAAAUUAUAACUAGUCUUUAUGAAUCAGAACCCAGAAAUGAGUUGAUUAUGGCCAUGCAUCAGAGAGUAUUAUGUAAAGUGUUCUGUAACUUGAGAAUAUUUGUGCUAUUAUCUGGUGUUUUUGUUUGAACCACCAACUUUUUGUUUUCCCCCCAGUAUUGUAUCUCCAUUGCUUCUUGUUGUCUUGUAGGUUAGACUUGGGAGGCUUAUAUGAGAUAGAAUUCCUAUUAUGAUUAUUGAAAUGAAUACAUGACUAUUACUAACUGUGCUAUUGGGAUAAAUUCUCUUGCAUAUAUUAAUAUUUUUCUAUUUCAGCAUUCUUCAUUUUAUUAAUCUUUAUUUUUUAAUACCAUGUGAUAAACAAAUUUGUUUGAUUAUUACAUGUUGUGACCUUAAUUCUUUAUACUGCUUGAAGACAAAGUUGAAAUGUAUUUAAUAACAUUUCAUUCUAUAUUUGAAAGCAAUGAAAGUAAUGUAAUCAACUUUUCUUGGUUUAUGUUCUUCUGAGAAUAAUUUUUUUAAGUUGCAGCUGAUAAUAUGAUAUAGAUAUGACAAGAAGAUGAAAAGUGUUAGAGUUUACGUGUUGUGGGGGCAGAUGAGCUAUUUAAAAAUGUUGUAAUAAUUCUGGAUAGAUGUAUUUUUAUAAAGAUAUGUAUGAAUGAUUUCAUAAAGAGCAAUGAGAAUUUUUAUAAAGGGGUUAAAUUUCUUGUUAUAAAAUAAUUGAAAAGUAACUUUUUUUUAUUGCUGCUUAUAUUUUCCAUGCCAUUUCAGCUGAAUUUAUUUUAAGAUAAUACCUAGUGCAUGUAGGACUUCAUGUAUAUGAAAGCUCCUGUUAAAAUCUGUAUACAAUUCUAGUUUACCAUAACCAUACUCUUCUUUGGAAUAAUGCUUGACAUUUAAAUUUUGGUCCAGGCUCAUCACAUUUCACAUUUCUGUUUAGUGCCUAGUAUUUACAUCCAAAUACUCAAAUUCAGCAUAAUAACAAUAUCAUGCACCCAUUAAACAUAAACUAAUUUGAGGGUGAAUUUAUAAUCACAUAUCAACUCAUUUUUGGUUUCUAAUAAACAAAGAGAGUAAGGUAUUUUUAUCCCUUCUAUGCAAAGCAUAUCAAAAUAUAUUUCUGAAUUAUUAAAUAAUCUUAUAACAUUAUUUCCCAUUGGAUGGCCAUUGUUAUUGAAACAUGGUUAAUAUUUCUUUUCUGUGUCAGUGUGUAUAUAAUAGAGCUUGUAAAUUGUAUAUAGAAUGCCUUGUGUAUAUUUAGUUAUGGCUUUAUUCAUGUACAGUACUGUUUUGAAGAAAUACAAAAUUGGCAGUAAAGAAAAUUUUGCCAAUUGGAAGAUGGUUUAGUGAUGAUGAUAGAUGCACAAGUAGAGAGUAUUUUGUAAUUGAUUAAAAAAUCUGUAUUCCUAUUCAAUGCCUGCAUGCAUAUGGUUUGCUACCCAUCAUUGCACAUUUGAUUUUAUGUAUGUCUGUAUAAUGUCUGUGUCAUUGGGUGUCAUUUGGAAUAUCAUUAUACUAUUUUUGUCACUGUGAAUACAAAUUUAUUGGAUGGAUCGAGACUGUAUUAGUGGUAUUAGAGAUGGUGUUUCAUUACAAUGAUUUAGGAAUAUAUGUAGCAUGGAUUGUACAAGAGAAUGGCAGUGGCCACAUUGAAGGAGCACAAGAUGGAUUGAAGUACACUUUCAGCAAACCAGACAGACAAAGCAUUGAAAUAUAUGGGGCCCCGUUUCAUAAAGGACUUGCAACUGUUGUAACUUUGCCAUUAUGGCAACUACCAUGGUAACAGGGCUCAGCAGCCAAUCAGAAUCAAGGUAUCCAUGGUAAUUGCCAUAAUGGAAAAGUUACAACAGUUGCAAGUCCUUUAUGAAACGGUCCCCUGAUCCUUCUGAAGGAAGAUGACAAAACCCAGUGGAUGAUAUUCUGACAGCCAUGGUGUAGUUUAACCUGGCUUAACUUAGACUACACUUGUAUGGAGUGCCAACUGUCCAUUCAUUCACCAAUUGAAGCUAAUUAUCCUGCAGCAAAAAAAUUGUCAGUAUCAGAAUGCCAUCCCUUAAGCAUCUAAUAGAGCUCUCUGUAAAACAAGAAAACGAGCAGGGCUAAAUCAGUCCCCGGACAUAAUAAAUAGGUAUUAACCAGUACCUGGAUGAACUUAUGCACAUUUGUUUCUGGUACUUACCUUGCUACCUGGAGUCCAAAAUUAAUAUCUUUAGCUUGUCAAAACAAAAUCCUUUUAUUUGUAGCAGGGAUUGUCUUUUUGUGGCCAGGUUUCAUUAUUUCAGAACUUAUGAUCUUUUAGUUUGGAUAAUUUGAUUUUGGACUAAGAUAAUGAGUGGGACGAAAACAGUGUCUAAUCCAAGCUGUGUUUGGGGGGAGGUCUGUUUGAAAUCUACACCAUAAGAGAGCCCUGUCAAACUUGUUGGACAGUAAUGCAACAAUAAUACAUAUUGGUAAGGGCACUUGUAACAAAUGAUUAAAUCAAGAUUAUAUCAGCAGCCGAGAUCUCAAGGAGGGCCUCCAAGACCACCAGUGACCUCCCAACCCCCUCCCCUCCCUGCCAUAUGAUAUACCAAAAUACCCCAGCCUAGUUAGGGUUAGAAAUAUCUGAAGAAAAUCCAAAAAUAGUAAGCUUUAAGAAUUUGAAAUGUACUUUCAUUACUGACCUUAAGGAAAUAAUUUACAGCUUUUAUGUAUAAAUUUUGACUCUAAGCUUUGCAAACUAUGCAAUAUGAUAUUGUGUAAACACUAUUAUUGUAGCUGUUAUCUUAAACCAUCGCUGAAACCAAAGGGCCAACUAUAAUGAAAACUUGCUUUUACACAAAGAUGGGUUAAGUUAUUCCAAUGCUUUGAAGUUAUGUGAUUUUCAAGUCUUCUAAGUGAAUUUAAUUUUAAAUCUUGUUACUUUCGACUAAUUUGUAUUCAUGGUAGAGUUUACCUCGUCUUGUUAAGAAAUGAUAUGUGGAAAGAAGUUUCUUUCACUCCUACAAGUAAUUGCUAUCGGCAGGGAUAUCAUUAGGUAUUAUGCUUAGGCAACGAUGCGAGAUCAGUGGUUUGUGUCGUAGUGAUAAGAAUUUAUUUAUUUCUGUUUAGUUUUGAAAUACAUGGUACGUAUGCAAUUAUUUUCUGACUAAUAUCAUUAAUUGUAAAUAUUCUACACCUUAUACCCUUUUUGUAGUCUUUAGCCUAGCUUAUCAAAUGCCGCUUUCUCAUAUUUGCGUAUCAUGUAGUGUGAUUAAUUUUCUACACAUUUGAUUAAUUUUUACCAAAUGUAUUCUCUUUCAAUCCCUAUCUUGCUCUCAUAUUUUAUUUUGUUCUUUUAUUGACUUGGGAAGGGCAUGAAUGAACUGGUAUAUUGUUGCUGAAAAAAAAGAAGAAUAUUCACCUAUGAAUUCAAAGAGAACUAAUAAUAGCAAUAAAGAUCACUUUUCUGAAAAAAAAAGUUACUUACCUUUCCUCAGCUAUUUGUGCAAUUUCAAACAGAAACCUUCAUUGAUCUGGAACUUGUAACACAUGCAACAGUCAAUAUUGGCAAAACCUGCAAGUGCAUUGUAGUAAAAUGAUAAAGCAAAGGCAACUGCAUAUCUUGUAUAAGUUUGGCUCAGAAACAUGUGGAUAACCUUUAUAAUCUAGUGCUAAAACAAUGAUAGGAUUUCAUGCCUACCAAGUGAUUGCUUGCCGUGGUCUCAUUGAAGAGUAAAAAAAGGUGUUGUAUUUGUAUUCAAGCAAUUGACUGAAAGAAACACUGUCUAAUUGGGUUAUUGUAUGCAUGGUUUAUGCAUGAACUUACCAACUGGCAAUUGUAUCUUUGUAAAAGUGAACAUAGUAUAUUCAUUACGAAAGUGCAUCAAGUUUUUGCGCACGUAGGUUCCUCCCUUUAAAUUCUACUAACGUAAGAUAAAGCACACUGAUUAAUUUUGUCCGUAUUUGUUGUUAAUAUUAGAUAUUCCCCCCCCCCCCCUGUAAAUUGCACUUUGAGUUUGAUCCAUCUACUAGGUGCCAUAUCUACCAGUUGCUAUGAUGAGUUAGAUUAUGUGGAUAAUCAACACUCCUGCAAUUGCACAAAUUACUAACACAUAUGACUAGCUGGAAUUUUGAAAUUUGAAAGUCAGAAACAAAUAAUCUGAACUAUCAUGCAAUGUAGAUACUAGUAAAUUUGCCAUAAACAGGAAUCUAGUUGGCUUUCAGAGAUAUUUGACUAAUCUGAUCAAAACGAAUACAUGGAAAUAGUUCAUUAUUGUAAAAUUUAACUGUUUUGCAUAAUAUAAUUUUUCUUGAUGAUGAAAAGUGAGGGAAGGGCACAGUUUUAGACAGAUUUUCAUUGUACCAAUUCAUCUUAACACCCAUUUAAUAUCAAUUCACAUAUCCUUCGUGUUUCACUCAUAUUCAUACCUGCUGUAACGCGCUUUGAGCCAUUCUGGGAAAAGCGCUCUAUAAAAAUUGGCUAUUAUUAUUAUUAUUAUUUACAGGCCUUUAGAAAAACGAAAAAACUUAAAUAUGUGAAAAGGAACAUGCCUAUAUUGAAGCAUUUGUGUUGACCCAUUUUUUCCUUGUGCUCAUAAAAUCUGAAAUAUUGCUGCAUCAAAAUGUUAGUCUUUUAAUGUUUUCUUUUUUUUGGUUAAACUGAUCGGAAGCAAUGUGCUGUUGUUGGCAUGAAUAUAAGCUGGAUUUAAAAACUGUUCAUUAAUUGUUGGGUCAAUUUAUUUUUUUACUAUCGUGGUAUUCUGUCAAGCAAACAAAUUCAGAUUAAUGGAAUUGAAGUGCCUUAGACAUACAUAAUGAGACCAAUUGAAAUAUAUAUGAAAAAUCAUGUGCUAUUAGAGAUGGCAAAUUGUAACUGUAAAGCACUUCUACAGUUACACUAUAAACACUAAUAGUUCAUAGCCACAGAUUGAUUUAUGACAUGUACGAUUUUAAAAUACCUUUUCCAAUUUUCUAUUUUUUCCUUCUUUUUCCUUUUAUUUUCUUGCCCACUGCCCCUCAUUUCUAUAAGGGGCAUCAUUAACAACACUUUGCUUCACCUAUGGAAUUUCCUGUAAAAUAUGUACAAAGGAAUUAUGAAAAUAUCCAAGGGAUUUUUUUUAAUGUUAUGCAUCAUUUGUGUGUGUACAAUUUGGUUUGCCCAUAUACCAUUAUUUUGAUCUUGACCUAAGUAAGUUGAAGAAAAAAAUAUACAAAUAAAAAUAUCAAAGAAAGAUUU